Molecule: messenger RNA, 1611 nt
Organism: Clonostachys byssicola
Lineage: Eukaryota; Fungi; Ascomycota; Sordariomycetes; Hypocreales; Bionectriaceae
Source: the annotation of a GenBank genome assembly
AUGGCGUUCUCCAAAUCAUUCGCCAUACCCAGGGCGAAGGAUGAGUCGGGAAAGGCAUGGCCGGCCAUUCUAAUUGGCCUCUUCGUUGCAUUUGGUGGUGUGCUCUUCGGCUAUGAUACUGGAACUAUUAGUGGGAUUCUUGCUAUGCCCUACUGGCAGAAACUCUUCAGCACCGGCUAUGUCGACCCCGACGGCAAUCCCAAUGUGACUGGGGCCCAAGAAUCCGCUAUUGUGUCCAUUCUCUCGGCUGGCACAUUUUUCGGAUCACUAGCUUCUCCCUUUCUGGCAGACUUUGUCGGACGGCGGUCAGGUUUGAUGAUUUCGACCUGGGUAUUCAAUCUUGGCGUGGUAUUGCAUACUGUCGCCACAGCGAUUCCAAUGUUUCUGGCUGGCCGCUUCUUUGCUGGCUUCGGCGUGGGCUUGAUAUCGGCUCUUGUUCCGUUGUAUCAAUCAGAGACGGCUCCCAAAUGGAUCCGCGGUUUCAUCGUGGGUGCCUACCAAUGGGCCAUUACUAUCGGCCUACUUGUCGCAGCAAUUGUCAAUAAUGCCACCAAGCACAGAGAUGAUUCAAGUUCAUACCGUAUUCCAAUCGGUAUCCAAUUAGCAUGGUCCCUGAUCCUGUUUGGGGGGAUGGUAUUUCUUCCUGAGACACCUCGCUAUUUGAUCAAACGGGGCAGGCUUGAAAAGGCCACCAGGGCGUUGAGCCGGCUCAGGCGACUGCCUGCUGAUCAUGAGGCUCUAAGAUCAGAGCUAGCAGAAGUCCAGGCAAACCACGACUUUGAGACGAGCUUGGGAACUGGGACGUAUCUCGACUGCUUCAAACCGCCCAUUCUGAAGAGACAACUCACUGGCAUGGGAUUGCAGGCCCUCCAACAGCUCACAGGCAUCAAUUUUAUCUUCUACUAUGGAACCAAGUACUUCGAAAACUCUGGCGUUUCAAGCGGCUUUAUUGUGACUAUGAUUACCUCUUCUAUCAACGUGGCAUCUACGUUACCUGGUAUGUAUGCCUAUGAUAAAUUUGGAAGACGACCACUCUUACUCUGGGGUGCUAUCGGGAUGUGUGUGUCUCAGCUCAUCGUCGCCGUUUUGGGCACCGUCUCUACCGGCCAAACUGACACUGGAGAAAUAAUUGUGAAGAACCUUCCUGGACAGAAGGCUGCCGUGGCCUUUGUUUGCAUAUACAUCUUCUUUUUUGCAUCGACUUGGGGCCCUUUGGCGUGGGUGGUCACCGGUGAGAUCUUUCCGUUGAAGACAAGAGCCAAGUCUCUUAGUAUCACCACGGCGACGAAUUGGCUUCUUAACUGGGCGAUUGCUUAUUCGACGCCUUAUCUUGUUAAUUACGGAGAUGGAUACGCAAACCUGCAAUCUAAGAUCUUUUUUGUCUGGUUUGGGUGCUGUUUCCUAUGCAUCGCCUUUGUAUGGUUCAUGAUCUACGAGACUAAGGGCCUCAGUCUUGAGCAGGUGGACCAGCUCUACGAGGAGGUCAGCAACCCAAGGGAAUCCUCAAAGUGGAAGCCAACAACAUCCUGGGAAGCUAGAGAGGCUAGAGAAGGCCACGCGAAGGUUGUUACGCAAGAAGUACAGGUCAAUGCAGUGGAGGGCGAGAAAUGA